UGCAUGUACAAGAACGAAAAAAACACGAACUUUUCCAACAGUCAGUGAAUGCAGCCCUACUUAUUGGAGCGACUUUAUUAAUAACCUGGACUGGAAUAAAUAUUUUGAAAUUGUCUACGAGAUAUACGAUAAAUAAUAAGGUCAAAGAAGUGUCAUCUAAAAUAAUUUACAGAAUUCACCCAUCGAAAAUUGUAUUGACAACUAUUCCAGCAGAUCCAGAAGUAAAAUGCUCUUUCUAUGAAGGACAUCCUGAAGAUGUUUUCAUUUAUUCUGGCCUCGUCCUUCCUCUAACAAACAACGCAGACACGCGCAGGUCGGAGGCGAGGACACGAGCUGCUGAAUUUAUUCCAUUCAUUUAUUCAUCAAACUGGUGAGAUCCAGUUGGAGGCUGCUCUUCCGGGUUCUGCUGCGGGUUCUGGUUCGGAAUCAUAGCUCUAUGUCGUCACCGAGGCUGGGCGUGGUCAGAGACACGAUGCUGACCAAUCCGCUGCUCAUCAAGGACCCUCUGGCUCAGACCCGGUCUCGGGGGCUACUGGUUCCUGGACCAGACUUCACGUUCGGAACUAGCAGCUCUCUGACAGAUGGGGGCGUGUCUGAAGUUCUGUCCGGGUGGAGGGUUCAGCCCAGACGCCAGCGCUCCCCUCGCCCUCUGGACUUCCUCUCUCUGAACCGGGACGCAGUGAAGUCCGGUCUGGUGACGGCCAAGGAGGUGAGUCAGUACCGCGCCCACAACCAGAGCCCCGCCCCUAAAUGGCGAGGGGGAGGGGCUUCACAACACCCAACGCCCGACCCUGACGUCACGUUUGGAGUCGCCAACAGGCCGUCGUCCCCCCUGUCAGACCUCCUCUCUCAUCAAUAUGCCCGGAGGUGGAUGGAGGAACAGCUGAGCAGGAACCAAACCAGGAACCACAAGCCCAAGGUUAAAGUAGGAGGUGCAGAGACCAGGACCAGUCUGCUGAGGAGGACCAGACCUCUUCCUGUCCGUCAGACGCCCCCCCAGCUGCCUCGCUUCACUCAGGUGGCUCCAGCUCUGAAAACCUUCAGGGACCCGGACUCUUGUGGAACCAGGACUCUCAUGAGAGAGUCUUCAGGGACCAGGAGAAAAGUCCAGGAUCUGGAUUGAGUUCAUCAGCACAAAUAAAGAUUUAAAUCCUG
Messenger RNA from Mugil cephalus (flathead mullet), 1155 nucleotides. It is a transcript of the gene cfap77, whose product is annotated as cilia and flagella associated protein 77. The coding region runs from base 437 to 1123 and encodes 228 amino acids. The transcript is spliced from 7 exons. The record is from RefSeq and is a predicted model, not a curated record. Lineage: Eukaryota; Metazoa; Chordata; Actinopteri; Mugiliformes; Mugilidae.